GUUCUCAGUAGGGGACGGUUGGCUUGAUAACAGAGCUAAGAACAAAACAAAACAUUUACUGGUGAAAAUCAGACAUCAGCCGUGAAUUGAGCUUAAGCAGGAGCUUCAUGUGCUCCGAGUCCAAUAACCUCGGGUGGAUUCAGUCGUCAUACGAAGGAGAGCGGCUUACUUUUUGUAAAAAAAAUAAACAGGAAGUUGUUAGCGUUGUGGGACGUGUAGUUCCGCUUGCAGGCCGCCGAGCUUGAUAACAACGCAUAGAAUAAAGAAACAAAAAUAAAAUAAUCUUAACUUCAUCUGAAGGCCGCAGUUAUAGCCUCGGCGCUGAAGUAAACAUGCCUGGGUUCACCUGCUGUGUUCCCGGCUGUUACAACAACUCACACCGGGACCGGGACCUGCGCUUCUACACGUUUCCUAAGGACACCGCACUCAGGGAGCAGUGGCUGAGGAACAUCUCCCGGGCCGGGGUCAGCGGCUGCUUCAGUACCUUCCAGCCGACCACGGGGCACCGAGUCUGCAGCGUGCAUUUCGCCGGAGGGAGGAAAACCUACAGCAUCCGAGUACCGUCCCUCUUUCCUCUGCGAGGGGUGAAUGAGCGCAGGAGUCGGCGGGGCAGAGGGAGGAAAGUGUCCGCGGCGGUUCCAGCGCCCGCCGCGGCAGCGCCCUCCGGGAUCGGGGUCACCAGCAGCGUGCUGGGCAGCACGGCAGAAGGAGCCGAGGCUAAUGCAGGCGGGGAGGCGAGCGACGAUAGCAUUACCGUAGUGCAGAUUGGCCAAAACGGGGAGUACCUGGGCACGGCGCGGCUACCCGCCCAAACGGAGGGGACUUCUUACACGGGGCAGAUCGGCGGUGCAGCCGAGGUCACCGUGACCGUCGACUCACAGGUGGACAUCGCGUCCAGCGCGCACCAGUCACCUGUGCAGUAUGUCAGCGUGACCAGCAGCCCGCUGGACCACUCGUACUCUCUGACCACUGGCACCACGUCGGCUGAGCUACUGCGGAAACUGAACGAGCAGCGGGACAUCAUCGCGCUCAUGGAAGUGAAGAUGAAGGAGAUGAAGGCGACCAUCCGUCAGCUCCGGGUGGCAGAAGCCAAGCUGCAGGAGGAGGUACGGGAACGGGACCGGCUGCUGUACGGCCACUCGGUGGCUGUUAACGCCCGGAAGAAAAUGUGAUGGGAUGGGUGAACAUCCCCAGAGAGGAGCCGUUACACAGAGACUCAGACUGACGGAGAUGGCAGUGCGGGGCUGAAGCCCGCAGAUCCCGCCCUUUUUUUUUUUUCUUUUUUUUUUUUUAAAUUAAACUGCGAGCGAUGACAAUUUUCAACAAGUAGAGCUGAUUUUUUUUGUAGGCUGGCUAGUUGAUGUAGCUGAUAGUAAUAAACUUAGAGCUAAUCUCAUAGAAACAUGCACAGUCUGCUACUGGUCUGCAGCCCAACCGAGGUCACACUUAUCCAUUCAGAUGAGACUCAUAGUUUGCACAGACUUGUUAGACUUAUUUAUAACCGGACUGAGGGUACACCGAGGAAGAUGCUCAAAACUGCCUAGCUACAUAAAGUGUUUUUUCUCCUAGAAUUGUUUCUUUUAUUUUGUUACUUUUCAACCGACCAUAGGAAGCUGUUGCAAAAAAAAAAAAAAAUAAACACCCCACAUUAACUUGCGCCAAGAUGAAGUAUCUAUAGGAUUUUAUUAUUAUUUUUAACCAAAACACUAAUCUUGGCCUGCUCAUGGUUGUGGUGAACUAGAUAAAACUACCACGACUGUAUCAGUUGCCUUUAAAGGUACAUUAAUUUUAUUUCCAUUAUUUUUGUUGCUACAAGUAUUUUUGCAACUGAAAAAAGACUUGAACAAAUUCCUCAAAGCUUUAAAGAGCAAAAAUGAAUUGUCAUUAAAAGAUGUUUCUGGGGGACAUUUUUCCUGAAGCAGCACCUGUUUUUUUUUUUUUUUUUUUUGUGGUGUAAUUCAUAAAUUUUAUGUGCCUCUUCAUUGUCAUUGUUCUCCACACAAAUGUAGAGUGGCUACAUCUCUGAUUUGUUAAUCAGUGUUUUAUGCACAACAUAUCACAAACAUUUCAGAUUCUUAAACCUGAUCUGGCAGCUCGCAGAGUUAUUUGUCAAGCCAACAAGCAUUUUGUCCCAUAGCAGCAAUUUAGAAACCUCUGGUGAGGUAAAGGAUGGUGAAGUGUUUGUUGUUUUUAACCUUCAUGUUAAGAGGGAUUUGGCUCAUGUGAUUUCAUCCCCGGACUGCAGUGAGAGUUUUGUUUUAGAAAAAAAGAGAUGGAGAUUUGCAGUGGCUCAUGUAAGUCAUAAUACAAUAUUUUUCAGCUGUGUUGAGUUGUGUAAAA
Archocentrus centrarchus (flier cichlid) is the source of this 2340-nucleotide messenger RNA. It is a transcript of the gene thap11, whose product is annotated as THAP domain containing 11. The record is from RefSeq and is a predicted model, not a curated record. Gene Ontology annotation, molecular function: RNA polymerase II cis-regulatory region sequence-specific DNA binding. Lineage: Eukaryota; Metazoa; Chordata; Actinopteri; Cichliformes; Cichlidae. Gene Ontology annotation, biological process: regulation of transcription by RNA polymerase II. Gene Ontology annotation, cellular component: nucleoplasm. The transcript has a single exon. Bases 333 to 1172 code for a protein of 279 amino acids.